AUGUCUCAGACUCCAGAAAUCUACAGUGAAACCGACUGUGUUGCCUGGCUUGCGGAAGAAAUAAAGCCAGCAGCAUUCACAAUCGAGGAGCUAGAAAAGGCAACAGCAGGAGAUGACGAUCUCCAAGCUGCAAAAGACGCAAUAUAUUCCGGAAACUGGGACGCAGUACCCACUGAAUAUAAAACAGCUACAAUCAAAGAUGACUUGACGGUAUACGGCGAUCUCAUCUUACGCGGAGAUCGAAUCGUGAUUCCGAGGCAAUUGCGGGAGAAAGUCGUUCGACUCGCUCAUUCGGCACAUCAAGGAUGCACAGCCAUGAAAUCUCAGUUGAGAGCCAAAGUAUGGUUCCCAUUGAUGGAUAAACUUGUAGAGGCCACAGUGCGUAACUGUAAACCCUGUAAAAUGACCGCAAUCCCAGAUAGUCCGAACCCCAUGCUACGACGGUUACCAACAGGGCCAAGGCAAGACGUUGCGAUCGACUUCAAGGAAGGACUAAAUGGCGGGCUAUCCUUACUAGUAGUUGUAUGCUACACGACACGUUUUAUCCAAGUGGAACCUAUGAAGCCAACAACAGCUCAACGCGUUAUUACAGCAUUGCUUCAGAUGUUUAGCACCCUUGGUAUCCCGCGAUCGAUAACAGCAGACAACGGACCUCAAUUUAGGGCAGAUGAAUUCUCUCGUUUUUGUGUUUGUUAUGGUAUACACUUAAACUUAUCCACGCCGUACUGGCCGAAACAGAAUGGCGCUGUUGAACGGCAAAUGCGCAACAUUGGUAAGAGACUGAAAAUAAGUGAGAUUCAAGAAACAGACUGGCAGGUAGAUCUUUACGAGUACCUAACAAUGUACCAUGCGACGCCUUAG
Molecule: messenger RNA, 861 nt
Organism: Sabethes cyaneus
Lineage: Eukaryota; Metazoa; Arthropoda; Insecta; Diptera; Culicidae
Exons: 1
Coding region: 1-861 (286 amino acids)
Biological process (GO): DNA integration
Molecular function (GO): nucleic acid binding
Source: RefSeq, a predicted model, not a curated record